Messenger RNA from Penaeus vannamei (Pacific white shrimp), 1344 nucleotides. Lineage: Eukaryota; Metazoa; Arthropoda; Malacostraca; Decapoda; Penaeidae. The record is from RefSeq and is a predicted model, not a curated record.
AUGAUCAAUGUACAUAAAAGACAUAUUGAAUGUAGUUAUGUCCAUGCUUGUGUUUCACUUUACACGGACAUAAUUUUGAAUUCGCUAUGGGAUGGACUCCCCUGCACUCCGCUCCUUCGAUGGUCACACGCCGCGGUGGCUGAGCUCCUGGCCGCCAAAGGAGCGGACCUGGGAGCGAAGGACGACCGCGGAUGCACUCCAUUGUACGUAGCGUCCCAAAAUGGUCACGUCGCUGUCGUUGAGUCACUGGUUGCCAAAGGAGCUGACCUCAACGCGAAGCGAAUAAAUGGAUGGACUCCCCUGCACUCCGCUUCCUUCGAUGGUCACGCCGCGGUGGCUGAGCUCCUGGCCGCCAAAGGAGCGGACCUGGGAGCGAAGGACGACCGCGAUUGGAUUCCCCUGCACCUAGCCUCCCAAGAAGGUCACUUCGCAGUGGCUGAACUCCUGGCCACCAAGGGGACGGACCUGGAAGCGAAGACCAACGAAGGAUGCACUCCAUUGUACGUAGCGUCCCAAAAUGGUCACGUCGCUGUCGUUGAGUCACUGGUUGCCAAAGGAGCUGACCUCAACGCGAAGCGAAUAAAUGGAUGCACUCCAUUGUUCAUAGCGUCCCAAAAUGGUCACGUCGCUGUCGUUGAGUCACUGGUUGCCAAAGGAGCUGACCUCAACGCGAAGGGGAAGAAUGAUAACACACCGGCACACAUAGCUGCAUACAACGGCCAAAUGACGGUAUUGGAAGUCCUGAGCCGAAAGGGCGCUCGCUUGGAAGAGACCAACAAGGGCGGCGACACACCUCUCCACGACGCAGCCCGUGAAGGCCAUCUCCACGUCGUGUUUUUGCUCCUUUCCCUGAAGGUUUCCCCGCAGCCGAAGAACAGGCGAGGGGAGACGCCCCAGGAUGUGCUGAAGAGACCCUCCGCGACAACGAACUGCGACAUGGAAAUAUUCAGAGACAUCUCCAAGACGCAGAUAAUGGAGAAAUGGAUUGAAAGCGAGCGGGAAAUAUCCAACCUCACGAGGGAAAUGAGGACGCAGCAGAAAAGCUACGAAAAAGACAAAAAAGACAUACAAGAGAAGAUGCGAGAGAAGGAUGCCAAAGCUGUGGAGAUGAAAAAGGAAAUUGCCUCUUUGAAGGAUGCUGUUGCAAAGAAAAAAGAGGAUUUAGAAACAUUAAAGAAAAGCUACGAAAAAAGACAAAAAGACACACAAGAGAAGAUGCGAGAGAAGGAUGCCAAAGCUGUGGAUGAAAAAGGAAAUUGCCUCUUUGAAGGAUGCUGUUGCAAAGAAAGACGAGGAUUAGCAAACAUCAAGGAGAACCUGAGAGGUGAAGUGCUGGCAUGCUAG